Orbicella faveolata is the source of this 4622-nucleotide messenger RNA. RefSeq names its product putative leucine-rich repeat-containing protein DDB_G0281931. The record is from RefSeq and is a predicted model, not a curated record. Gene Ontology annotation, molecular function: protein binding. Lineage: Eukaryota; Metazoa; Cnidaria; Anthozoa; Scleractinia; Merulinidae.
UAGCCCUAAAAAAAUAAGAGCUGCCACAAUAAUUAAACAAUAACAGCAUACAAGAGCUGCUACACUUCUGUAAAAAUCCCACUCAAUCACUGUUCUCUUGGGGACCAGAAAUUGUUUUGAUUAAAUCUCUAAUUAUGUCUCCCUUGGCUCUGACAGGGGGGAUUCCUGGAAAACAAAAGUAACUAUUUCUUUUGGUGACAGUCACUAAGUCUGAAAUAUUCCUCCAGCCAUAAAAUGUUCCUCCAGCCAGUCACAGGGGUGGGGGCGGGGAGGGAGGGAAACAUUGAUAGAAAUGCAACAGCCUACAUCAGUGGUUCAGGUAAAGUCUGUCUGAUUACUUUUCCAAACGCUCGACACCACCAACACGCAGAAAAAAGGAAGUGUGACGGAAACUUACUCCAAGAGAAUAAACCAUGUACAAUUUGCCAACGUCUGUUGUACAAGAUACAGUGGAUUCCCGAUUUUUCGAACCUCCGGGGGAAACGAAAAUUGGUUCGAAAAAAUCGGAUGGUUGGAGAAAUCGGCGUUAAAAUUAUAGUGUUCGACUGAGGAGAGGGAAACGACUUUUGGUUCGAGUUAUCCGGAGGUUCGAAUAAAUGAAGGUUCGAGAAAUCGGAAUUCCACAUUACGUUAUUUAGCUUACACUUUUGCUCACCGCGAGUCCAAUCCACGUUCAAGGAGGAUUCGCUUUACUUCAUCUUUCUUCAUCUUAUUUAUUCGUCCAUUUGAGAGUGAUAUUUCCCGGUAAACUGGGUGAUCACAGUACUUUGUUGUGUUUUCAUCCGUACUUUCCUUUUCAUCGUCAACAAGGAAUCCUUCCGCCAUUUUUUGCAGUUUCGUUUUUGAAGCUAACCGCUGGCCUAAAAUCGCACAAAACCGGAAAUGCAAAUGACAACUCUUCCGGGUAAGUGGUGUUUCGGUUUGCGUUUAUGUUUACGUUAUGGCACGCAUCUGUUCAUUCCUUCUUUUAGCCGUACUUGCCGUUUUAACUUUCAGUGUUUUCUGUAAAGAUCUGCAGCCUUUUGGACUUUACAGAGGGGGUUUUUCAAAAUUGGAUUCAAAGUUACCUUCCAACCGUGCAAGUACAUUGAGAUCUGGUGGAGAGAUCUUGAACAAUAUAGCUGUGGAAAAGAAACUUACACCUUUGAACUACGAUGAUACAUUUGCCUAUGGCUGUUUACAUGACAUUCCAAUACCAAAUACAACGUUAGACACCUCAUUAACACCCCAGCAGGAAAGAACUGUUCUUAUGGAGAUAUUCAACCAAACAGCUGGUCAUAAUUGGUCCAACAACACAUACUGGGGAAAUUGCUCAGUAUCUCACUGCACCUGGUAUGGAAUCACAUGUGAUCGUACCAGGCGCUACGUCAUCAGCAUCUUUUUGACUGACAAUAACUUAGUUGGGACUCUUCCACCAAGCCUGUGGAAGUUACGUAAUUUGCAGGGUCUGUGCAUUGGCAGUAACAAAGAAUUGUCAGGUCAACCCAGUGAGUUUUUGUCUGCCAAUAUGACUCGCAUACUACGUCUCAAUCUUGCCUUCAACAAGUUAUCUGGUGUAAUUCCUGGUAAGAUUUUGGCCGCUAUAAAAUCGCUGGUCAAAAUCCAUCUUUGCUGUCAAAUGGGAGAAGGUCUUACUGGUGAAAUCCCUGAGGACAUUGGAAAUUUAACGGAAUUACAAGUUCUUAGUCUUGGGGGAAAUAAAUUGCAUGGUUCAAUACCGAAGAGUAUUGCAAAAUUGAAAAAGCUCUGGUUUUUGGAUCUUAUGGAAGCUACGUACUUACUUGGCGGUUUAGAAAACCUUUUCAACCUUUCUUCUUUACGUUUCAUGCAUCUUUCUGUCGCUGGACUAAAUGGAACUUUACCUGACGAGUUUGGAUUGUACUUUCCUGCAAUGAAUGAGUGUCUUUUGCCAGGAAAUAAUUUUACCGGAAAUAUUCCUUCAACAAUGGGCAACAUGACAAACUUGUGGCAUUUAGACGUAGGAAAUAACUGUUUUUCGGGACACAUUCCAAAAAGCAUUGGUUCAAUUCCAAAGCUUCAAAUUGCCGACUUCAGUGGAAAUCAGUUAUCAUCGUUAGAGGAAGGAUUUGAAUUUAAGUCGCAGUCGUUGGAAGUGCUUAUUCUGGCCAGCAAUAAACAGUUUACUGUGAAUUUCAAUACCCUCUUAGAAGCCAUGGAACCAAUAAAUGGAUCCUUGCGUAUUCUUGACAUCAGCAACUGCAGUUUUCUUGGAACUAUUUCUUCAAAGCUUUGGGACUUUAAAAGUUUGGAAUCUGCAAAGUUAAGCAAUAACUGGUUAUCUGGCAAGCUUUCUUCUCCCCCCGAUAAUAUGUUGUUUCUUGUCGAAAUUGAUGUCUCAGCAAACAACCUUUCCGGACAAAUUCCUCCAGAGUUUGCGAGAUUACUAGGGCUGAAAAACCUCGACAUUUCAAAUAAUCCUUCCAUGCAAGUAUCUCACAAGGAAAGUGGACCAUUUCCUAGCUACUUAACGUUUGAUUUUACGACUUUGACUCGCAGAAAUCCUUCUGAUAAGUUCAAGUGUCCCAGUGCUCACCUCGACUAUAACAACGGACUUGUGGUUUUAGAUCCUAGUUAUUAUCAUUACCGUCUGUGCAUUUGCGAUGUUGGAUACUUUGGCUCAGGCAAAACCUGCUUACCUUGUAUGCCAGGUGCAGUGUGCAAGGAUCAAAUGCUUCCUGUUCAGAAUAUGGUCAUCAAAGCGGGAUUUUGGCCGUCAUCACGUGAUCAGAACGUGACUCAUCUUGUUGACUGUUCACAGGCUUUGGGCACAAGUCCUUUGGUAAGCACGUCUUGCAACCCAACGGGUGCUUGCGACUGCUGGAUUGAAUCGACCUCAGCGGGAAAUGACGGAAAGAGCAGACCGUUAACCUUUUGCAAGGAGUCCUGUCUUUGUCGAAAAGGUAGCAAAGAUCGGUUUUGUUCACUCUGUGAAGAUGGCUAUUACAAACAGGGGAUCCUUUGCUACGCCUGCCCCAAAACCGAAGCCAGCGUCUACAUCUUGGCUGCACUUACUGCCGUCACUAUGGUGUUGUUGAUUCUUUCGUUUUUCCUGUAUGAAAGGAAGCGCUUUCUUGUUGUAGUAUUUGUUUUUUCUCAAUUAAUUUUGUUGGCAGUGUUGGCCAUACUCAACAUCAUUCCAGGCUGGCUGCUUGAACUCAACACAAUUGCUCUCUUUGUUGGUUUAGCUGGAAGAGGUAAGGCCGCGCGAGGAAUCCUAAAGAUCAGCGUGUUUUAUUUCCAAACUCUGGACGCUUUGAUUUCCAACAGUGACAUCUGGCCGGUUGAAGUUCUUAAAACUCAGCGCUACAUCAGCAAUGUGUUUAACUUCCAUUUCUCAGGUUUGGCGUGUGUGAUUCCUCGCCUGUUUACUCCACUCGGCGAGCUUGCAUCUCUUAUUCUCCUCCCUGUUGUCUGUGUCUUGGGUGUUUGGUUGUAUUGUGGUCUUGGAUACCUCUUAUUUGCUGUUCUUAGACUUGGCAAUUUGCAAGAAAGGCGAUUUCGAUUACGGAAUACCUGUCUACAACUGUCUAUCGUGUCUCUUAACCUCACCUAUUUUCCCAUUGUCAAGAAAAUAGCUUCUGUCUUGGCCCCUUGUGGAGAGGAUAACAAUUACCAUUACUUACGAGAGGCACCAUGGAUUGAGUGCAAAGGUCAUGUUUACAACACACUUCAAGUGUUAGGCUGGCUUGCAGUGUUUCUUUACGUGAUCGGGGUCCCUUUUGGAGUGUUCUUACCUCUUCUGCGGAGAGCUAUUGUCGCCACAAGAAACGAGCUGCCUCCGCAAGAACAAGAGGCUUUGGACAGUUGGCUAGGUUCUAUCUACCUACCAUACAAGAAAGAAUUCCGUUCUUAUUUUGAGAUAUGUUUCCUUAUGAGACGCAUGCUAGUUGCAUUCUCUCUUUCUUUCAUAUCGCGCGGUUCGUCAUUUCAGACGAUUGCAGUUUGCUUUGUACUGUUACUUUCUCUGUGCUUCCAGCUUUUCUUCCGGCCGUUUAGUGAUUCUUUCCAAACGAUUCCUUUGGAGAACACAGUCGAGGCCUUAGUUCUUUUGACCCUGCAUUUCUCCUUCACGAACAUCAGAUAUGCAGUUCAAAACCCAGAAUCCUCUGGAGCCAUCAUUUGGAUGCUUGUGUCGGUUAAUCUAGUUCUACUGUGUGUCAUUAUUAUUUCAAUAAUUGUUCUUCUUGGAAGAACAAAUGCAGUAGAAGUGCAUCUUAAGGUUCAUGAAACGGCAGGAGAUGAAGAGAACGCACCAGUCCUGCGUAGAGAUUCUACUUCGUCAGCCCUGGUUAGGAAUGGACCAGAAAAACAGUAUGGAACGUUUGAGGAGUCACAAAAUGGACAAUGAUGAAGUUGAUGGUUAUAUAUGCUCCUAUAAGUAACUAGUCCUUGUAGUCCAACGAAGACCGCAUGGAAACAUACUCGAAAUUGUUGAACACAAUAUUACAUAACUAAACAGCAGAUUAAUGUGAAUGUGAUGCCAUUCUGGAUAUUUUUUAAAGACCUCUUUCACGAUAGUGCAGGUAGUAAUGAGCAUACUGCAAGAAAUUGUUCUGUUUAGGUAUAUAGAGUUGCUCUCUUUUUAGGAGGAGGAGGAGGAG